AUGCAGCAGGAGAAGGGCAAGGGCCAGUUCACGCCGCCCGCCAUGCUGGCAGCAUUCUGCCUCGUCUGCUUCGUGCUGGCCAUUGUCACGCUGAUGUCCGCGCCCCCACGUCUCCAAACUGACCCAUAUGCUGCUGCUCCUCCAACCCCGUCAGCGCUCUCGCCAGCGCGCGCCAAACCUGCUGGUGCCAACGCUGGCGCACAAGCUCAGGCGCACACCGCACCACCGCAAGUGCAAGACGGCGGAGCAGGCAGGUCCACCCGGCACCAGCAUCAGCGUCAACAGCAACAACAGAUAGCAAACGUUGAACUGAGCAGCACAACGCCAACCGCUGCCAUUGCCGAAACCAUCGCUUCACCAUCUCCUUCGGCUCUCAUGCCACCCACAGCAACUGAAGCGCAGCAGCAAGAUGUGCAACAAGCAAACCAACCACAGCACCGGCAGCGGCAGCAGUGUGGCGUGGAUGGUGUAGUGUGCGUGACUGACGAGGAUGCAUCGCGGUACGUGUGGACGAACCGAAGCGAGGAGCUGAGGCGAGUACUGCCACAGAAGGUAUGGACGGAGCUGAUAGAGAUGUUUGCACCAUCCUCUCACUGCAGUCCUCUCGGCCUGCAGCCACACCCACGCACGGGUGAUAUCGAGUCACCACCACCGCCAGCAGCAACAGCAGAGCCCUCACAAACAGGCGUUGUGCUCAUGCACUGCCACGGUCAGUUUGGGAAUCGCUUGGGGGAGUACACAAUUGCACGCAUCGUGGCUGAGACGCGGCGCUGGCCGCUUGUCAUGUGCGACGUCUUCAAGCAAGAGCUCUUCUCAAAGGGCCUUAUAUUCCCCUUUGCAGUGGACCACCCAAUUGACCUGGCUGCAUUUGACCAGCUGCCGGUCGACACACAGGCCGGGCACAACUACGACUUUGACGAGCUGCUUCGUGAUCCCACACCGCGCGUCAUUGACCUGGCAGGGUUCCCCUUUCGCAACUACAGCAUCCUUGCCCAGCACAAGGCCGCCAUCAAGGACGACUGGCUGCGUAUUGACACGUCGUGCUUGGCGGCGCAGUCGCUGCCGCUCUCGCUCCCUGGCCCGCGCGACAUUGUCGUGCACCUGCGCGCGUACCACGGCUGCGAGGGCGAGGAGCACGAGUACGACCCAACAGAGGCGUUUGUAGACCUCCCAUGGGACUACUACGACCGCAUCUUGCAGCGCUACCAGCGAAAGGGCGGGUGGGACACAGUCUGGCUCGCGUCUCGGUGCGGCGAGCACCACCCGAUUGCGCAGCAACUGAUGACCAAGUACGGUGCGCGCGUGAUCCAGGGAGAUGGGAGCAAGAACUGGGCCAGCAUGCACGACUGGCUGUUCAUGCGAAGCGCACGCCGUCUCGUCAUGUCACAGAGCACAUAUGCGUGGUGGGCGGCGUGGCUCGGCGAUGCAGAGGAGGUGCACUAUCCCCUCGCUGGGGACUGGUGGGGUAAAGGGCCGCGGCACACCUUGUAUCCCGUUGACGAGCCGCGCUAUGUGUUCCACGACUUGCUGGCCGACGAGUACUUCCUCACAGCCGCAGACUUGUGGGGUGCAUGA
Messenger RNA from Salpingoeca rosetta, 1575 nucleotides. RefSeq lists its product as uncharacterized. Lineage: Eukaryota; Choanoflagellata; Craspedida; Salpingoecidae. The record is from RefSeq and is a predicted model, not a curated record. The transcript has a single exon. The coding region runs from base 1 to 1575 and encodes 524 amino acids.